UUGAAGGCCAUUAAUAACCUUCACACUCCUAUCAAAAAUGCGUCAUGGCUCGAUAGCGAUGUCCCUCGCCUAUCGUGUCUUCCGAAGGCCGAUCCUCUCCCACCUCUGCCCUCAUUCCACACCGACCCGUGUCAAUCAACCGUCGAAUAUCCGCCGACUCCAGACGGCACGAUUCUCCCCCUUCGUACCUCCCGAUCCAUCAAAGCUCCCCAAAGCUAAGAAACCCCGGAAAUGGGUGCAACGCUUCGUACGCUUCGGCGUAUACAGCUCCGUCUUCUCCGUCACCCUCUACCUCGUCGACACCAACUUCAAUGACUCCUGCAUCGUACGCAGCUUACGGACAUUCUACACCGGGCUCCUGAUCGGAUUUGACUAUAAGAUAAAUUUUCGGGAAAACCCACCGCUCGCAAAGUCGAUUGUGCAUCUCCACAACCGGAACGCCCACCGCGUGUUCAACCUGCUGCGGGAGAAUGGCGGACUAUACCUGAAGAUCGGCCAGGCGAUCGCGAUGCAGAGCGCGAUUUUGCCGCCGGAGUUCCAGAAAAUGUUUGCCCGCAUGUUCGACGAUGCGCCGCAGAACGAAUGGAAGGACGUGGAGAAGGUGAUCCGGGAGGAGUUCGGGAAAAGCGUGGAGGAGGUGUUUGGGGUGAGCUUCACGGGAGAACCGGGAAAGGGGGUCAUGGAAAAGACAGCGAGAGCCAGUGCAAGUGUUGCGCAGGUGCAUUGGGCUAGAUUACCGGAUGGACGCGAGGUGGCCAUCAAAGUGCAGAAGAAGGAGAUCGCACGACAAACAUCAUGGGAUUUAUGGGCGUUCAAGGUGGUGGCGAGGGCCUAUUCUUACUGGUUCGAUCUGCCAGUGUAUACCCUUGUGCCAUAUAUCAGCGAGCGAUUACAACUGGAGACGGACUUCGUUAACGAGGCGAACAAUUCGGACGAGAUGAAAAAGUACGUCAAUGGCGAACGGAGACUGCGAGGGAAAGUUUACAUCCCAGAGAUCUACCGCGAGUUUAGUUCGAGACGAGUCAUGACAGCGGAAUGGAUUGAAGGGGUACGAUUAUGGGAUAAGGACGCGAUCACCAAGCCGUGGUACGGUGGGCAUGGCAAUGGUUCUCCAGGCGCCGGUGCGACUCCUUUGAAUCCACCUAAGCCGACCUCGAGAAGAUCCAGAUCAAGUCAAGAGAUCUCAUCCGGCGCCUUCAUAAAACCCGAGCGCGACGAAUGGAGAGGACGCACAGGCAAAGGAGGCCUUGGCGUUAGUCUCGACUCGGUCAUGACCAUCAUGAUUGACCUCUUCAGCGCGCAGAUGUUCCUCUGGGGCCUCCUGCACUGCGACCCUCAUCCGGGUAACAUUUUCAUUCGACGACUCCCAUCCGGGAAACCCGAGCUAGUGCUGAUUGACCACGGUCUCUACAUCCACAUGAAGCCAAAGUUUCGACACCAGUACUCGCGGUUCUGGAAAGCAUUGAUCCAGUUCGACAACGAGACGCUGAAGGAGGUUGUGACUGCGUGGGGGGUGGGGAAUCCGGAUAUAUUUGCGAGCGCGACCUUGAUGCGUCCAUACACGGGUGGCAACCAAUCGACGAUGCGGUCCCUCCGCGAGGAUGCGGCCGACGGCAAGACGGAGCAGCAGCGGGCGUACGAGAUGCAGAUGAAGAUGCGGCAUAAUGUCAAAGAUAUAUUGGGCAACGAGGAUCAGUGGCCGAAGGAGCUGAUCUUCAUCGGGCGGAACCUUCGGAUCGUCCAGGGGAAUAAUCAGUACCUGGGCAGCCCGGUCAACCGCAUCAAGAUCACCGGCCUGUGGGCCAGUCGCGCCCUGGCUGAUGACCCGCACCUGAAGCUGUCCGAGCGGGUUCGGAAUCUAGGGAGCCACAUGGUGUUCAGAUUGGUCUUGUUGGGGAGCGAUAUGGUUUGGUGGUGGUCGAGGAUCAAGCAGUUGAUGGGGAGAGGCAAGGGGAUGGAGGAUGACAUGGAGGCGCAGAUGCAGAAAAUGGCGAGGCACCUUGGAGUGGAGCUGCAGCACGAUGUUUUUGAGGGAUAGAGUGGCGUGGGACGCACUGUUUGCAUUGGCACGAGGGGAUGGCAUUUCAGCGUUAGUUGCAGAGUGGUCUUGACGGAAUAGACUUCACUAUAGAGGAGGAUCUAUUGUUCGAUUAUGAAUCCACCCUCCCUUCAUAUAAGGAAUAGAGUUGUAUAGUAGUAUCCCAACUUAGAUUUACGGAGAAAAUCAGACUACAUCCCUUACCUGAAA
Eremomyces bilateralis CBS 781.70 is the source of this 2248-nucleotide messenger RNA. RefSeq names its product ABC1 domain protein. The record is from RefSeq and is a predicted model, not a curated record. The coding region runs from base 38 to 2038 and encodes 666 amino acids. Lineage: Eukaryota; Fungi; Ascomycota; Dothideomycetes; Eremomycetales; Eremomycetaceae. The transcript has a single exon.